This is a messenger RNA of Cyprinodon tularosa, 1003 nucleotides long. RefSeq names its product ER lumen protein-retaining receptor 2. Gene Ontology annotation, molecular function: ER lumen protein retrieval receptor activity. Gene Ontology annotation, biological process: endoplasmic reticulum to Golgi vesicle-mediated transport; protein retention in ER lumen. The record is from RefSeq and is a predicted model, not a curated record. Bases 203 to 841 code for a protein of 212 amino acids. The transcript has 5 exons. Lineage: Eukaryota; Metazoa; Chordata; Actinopteri; Cyprinodontiformes; Cyprinodontidae. Gene Ontology annotation, cellular component: cis-Golgi network; endoplasmic reticulum; membrane.
UGUCGGCCACGUCUCCUAGCCACGUCGCUCUCCACUCGCCUUUUUCCCCUCUUUACCCGAGCCAAAACCCCUAUUUUUUUACUAGCGUCACGUUUGCUCACACCUUAAACAGGUGGAAGAAGGGGGGUACUGUUUCCGGACAGUAACGGAGUUAAUCUAAGAGCUUUCAGAUAGGUCGGCUACUGAGGGGGCUUCCUCCAACAUGAACAUCUUCAGGCUAACCGGCGACCUGUCCCACUUAGCAGCCAUCAUCAUUCUGUUGCUAAAAAUAUGGAAAACCAGGUCUUGUGCCGGUAUCUCUGGAAAGAGUCAGGUCCUCUUCGCCUUGGUGUUCACCACUCGCUACCUGGACCUGCUCACAUCCUUCAUCUCCCUUUACAACACCACCAUGAAGAUCAUCUAUAUCGGGUGUGCUUACGCCACCGUCUACCUGAUCUACAUGAAGUUCAAGGCGACCUAUGAUGGCAACCAUGACACCUUCAGAGUGGAGUUCCUGGUGGUCCCUGUGGGAGGGCUGGCUUUCUUGGUCAACCAUGACUUCUCUCCUCUGGAGAUCCUGUGGACAUUUUCCAUCUACCUGGAGUCUGUGGCCAUCCUCCCACAGCUCUUCAUGAUCAGUAAAACAGGAGAGGCGGAGACCAUCACCACCCAUUACCUGUUCUUUCUAGGCCUCUACAGGGCCCUCUACCUCAUCAACUGGAUAUGGAGGUUCUACUUUGAAGGAUUCUUUGAUAUGAUCGCCAUUGUGGCCGGAGUGGUGCAGACUAUCCUCUACUGCGAUUUCUUCUAUUUGUAUGUAACAAAAGUACUUAAAGGAAAGAAGCUGAGUCUGCCAGCCUAAGCGCCAAACGGAAGCGUCUCAGCAGAUUAGGAGCGAGGAGAGGAGGAAAAGCAUGGGACAUCUUUGGAGACAAAGAUCUAAAAAAAAAAUAAAAACGAAUAACUACAAUGAAACCACGUUCCCUCUCUCCUUCACCUCCUCUUCCUCUCCAGUGUAAGAUGC